AUGUACGCACCCCGUACUUCACCGCCGCCCAUGCGAUCGGCCUUCGCUCCGCAUAUCGCCCCUCCACGACAUGGCAGCCGCUCUGAUUCAGGCUCGGGUUCACGACUACCACUGUUUUUCCGACGGAUGAUCAAAUUCCCUCAGAUGGACUUUGAGGUUUGCUGCAUUCGUGUUAAUAGCUCCCAAGGAAGUCAUUCGAACAAUAUACCAUCACGUAGGGAGUCCUGGUUUGAUGUGUUCUAGAGAAGGUCACUAACCGAUGGAUUUCUUGGAAACGUACAUCUCACUUCCCUUGUUAGUAUUACUUCAACAAUCAAUCUAACGUGUUUACUUUCCCUAGAAACGAAAAACACCUGGUCUCGUGAUCACCCGUCGUUCAUCGUUCUCCUCACGUCUUUCCUGACGCUCACUUCCCUUGCCUUGGGGCUUGCAUAUACUCCGGAAUUCGCUUCCAUCAUGAGGUUGAUGUUUUCACUAGUAUUUCUGCACUUUUUGCUCACCUCCGUGAUGUUUGCGUUGGCAGGCUACAUAAUGUGCCGGAAUUUUCUGAAGGUACCGGGAACGGGUGGCCUUGGAAGGGCUGGUGUUGUGGCCGGCGAAGGAGAAAUGGAGUUCAUGUACUGUCUCGAGAUAGGUGUUGGGGCCUUCUUCCCGGUUUGGGUUUUUUUGUAAGCCCUCUAUCUGUGAUGGUGGCGCUCGAUCGCUCGGGCAUAGGACGGCUUUGCUAAUAGCUCCUUGGGAAUAGGUAUGUUAUACAAUUUUUAACGAUGCCGGUAUUGACAGGGGAUUAUUGGUAAGUCUUAUCUGUCCCACACCUCGCGCGGCAGUCUUCUAACACAGUAGACAGGAUAUCGAUAUUCCUGGGAAACUCCUUAUAUCUGGUUGCAUUCUCGUUCUAUUGUGUUAUCACCUUCCUGGGAUACAAUGGUAAGUAGCUCCCAAACUGUCUCUCAAUUAAGGGGUUGGCGACUGACCCGCCCGUCAUCGUAUGGAUAGCACUUCCCUUUCUGCGUCACACGGAAGUAAUGCUAUUUCCCGUAUUCGUCCUGGUGGUUCUGUGGGUGGUUGGUUUGUUUGGCAUCAACUUGACUAAACAUAUCGUGCCAAUUCUCCUACCUGUGAUGGGGAAGAUAUGAUAUCGCUCCUUCGUCCCCCGGAGAAUCGAUUUUUUCCUGUCCUUUGAGCUUAGCGGAAAAACAAAAAAUGAUAAAGAUUUGGCAUUACGAGGUGUUCUAGUGUUGAGCGGAUUUCCCUUUUCAUUUAUCUCUUUCCUUAUUAACAAUUUGAAGGUAAUUUUUUCUAUUUGUGUAUUAUUAUACCUUCGCGGGUGGGCCGGUGGGGUUGGGUGCCGGUGUCAUGAAGUGGGGUUAUUCAUCGUCUGUCGUAUCCCCUUGGUGCAUACCCGCGGCAUCACGAGAUGUGCGGGGCAUAUUGGAGAGAUGGAAUGCAUGACGAUGAUGAAUCACCAUGGUUGCUGGAACAAUGGAUGCAAGUGGUUCGGAAAUGAAUCGGCGAAUAGGCACCGGGGAACCCACUGCGGGACUGCCUCUUCUCGAGUCCGGCAUUUCUACUGGGUGGCUUUGGAUACCAUUACUGCGAUGAGUGUAAUGCGAUUUAAUGUCGAAGCGGAAAUGAUACAACAUUUUUUAAGAU
This is a messenger RNA of Tuber aestivum (summer truffle), 1653 nucleotides long. The record is from the annotation of a GenBank genome assembly. NCBI's taxonomy places the organism in Eukaryota, Fungi, Ascomycota, Pezizomycetes, Pezizales, Tuberaceae.